Molecule: messenger RNA, 1294 nt
Organism: Porites lobata
Lineage: Eukaryota; Metazoa; Cnidaria; Anthozoa; Scleractinia; Poritidae
Source: the annotation of a GenBank genome assembly
AAGCGAAUUGGCCUCCUAGUGACAAACUUGAAGGACACUGUUUUCAACAGACUUAGGAGAAUCCAAUCAAGGAACUUACCGUCUAACCUCAACACUCGAGUACUAGACCUACCACCAUCACCGACGAGCAGAAUUUUAUCAACGCCUGGUCAACGAGAGUUUCUCCCUCGAGUUCCUGUCCCUGGAAACAACCACCUUGGCCUGGGUGGAAAACCCCUUUACUCGUCGGUGGUGAAACGUAACGCCACAAAUCCGCCGCCACUGAACAUUGAAACCGUAUUAAAUUUACUAAACCUUUAUGAAACAAUGCGUCAAAAUUAAGGUAUUUAUAGUUAAUUACUUUAUUUUACAUAUAUCAACAUAUUAUACUAUUAUUAUUUUACUAUAUUAUAUUAUUAUUAAUUUUUUUUUUAUCUUUUAUUUUCAUUUCUAUUUUUAUUUUAUUUUAUUUUAUUUUUAUUUUAUUUUUUGAAAGCUUUGAUCUCCCUUAUUUUGAGCGUACACCCCGUCAUGAUACCCCGAUUUGGAAAUGUGUUUCAGCGGUUGCCGUUCGCCUUUAAGUGUAAGUCGUAAAUCAAUACUUAGUCUUAGCUGCUGGAACGUUCAUGGGUUAACUGAUCGUUUAAGAUUUGGGAACAAAUUAACAAAUGAAGAAUUCAUCAAUCAUAUAAAUAAACAUGACAUUGUAAUUUUAACUGAAUCUUGGAUGAAAGAUGACGUGCAAAUUCCUGGCUUUAACACUUUUUAAAACGCAGCCCAAAAAACUUACAAAAAGAAAACUGGAAGACUUUCAGGGGGUUUAGUCCUAGGGUACAAGAAUUAUUUACGAAGUGGCAUUUCAUUUGUUAAAUCACAUAAUAAUUAUAUCUGGUGUAAACUAAAUCACACGUUUUUUAAUUUAGAACAAGAUGUUUAUCUAUGUGCCCUCUAUAUUCCUCCCCACGACUCACCAUAUUUUGACCCAGAUUUAUUCUCCAACAUUGAAACAGAUAUAGCUUUAUUUCACAGAAAAGGUUUAAUUAUGUUAGCCGGUGACUUUAAUGCUAGAACUGGAAAAGAAAAUGAUUUUAUCACGGAUGAAAGUGGCAAGUUUAUACCUGGCGGAGACAUUCCUCCACCACCCAAUCUCACUAAAAGACAGAACUUUGAUAACAUUGUCAACGAUCAUGGAAAACAAUUACUUGAUCUUUGUAAAACCUGUGAUCUAAGGAUUCUAAACGGCCGAUCGAAGGGAGAUACCCUAGGAAAAUUCACAUUUCACUCUAUUAAUGGAAUAAGUACUGUAGAUUAUAUU